GAGACGCGGCGAAGUGCCUGUCCCUCUCGUCCUCCGGCCAGCCCACCUAAGCUCGGGUAGCGUUGGGAAGUCGCUGGGAGGAGGAGUCCAGCUGGCGGAGCGGGAAUGAGGCCUCGCUCCUAUCCAGAGAAGGGCGCAGGUCGCUUUGACGCGGGUCUUCGGCAGCUGCCGAUAUGAAUGGGGAGCGGAGGUCGCUGCGGAACUCAAAGCCCACGGAUUUAGACAGUGAAGAUAGCCAUACAAACAGGCCCUGCUACUUGGAACCUUGGAUUGUGAAUCUUCUGCUGGAGUACAAGGAUUCUGAAGCCAGAGAAGAAGGUCAACUUGGGCAUGUCCUGAGGGUUCUAAAUGAGACAAAGGCUCUGCAUCAUGAUGAGCAGCUCCCAGCAGCUGUUCUGUGCAUCGCAGAUGGGCAUCACUAUAUCCAAGUGGAUGUUUCAGCCCAAGCUGUUCAGAUGACAAAAAGUGCUCUACCCCAGUCUGGAUUUUCCAGUAUUGUUGGCCAAUUCAUCGUCCUGCAGAAUUUUAGGGUUUGUUUUAAAGAAGCAGCUAAUGUGGAGGAUUGUCGAUUUUACCUUGUACUUGAUUGUUUUCGAGUGAUGCCCAUGAAGCGGAGGGAACGGAGGCAGCAAGACUGCAACCGGGAGCCCUCAGUACUGGAGAAGAUAAAGGAACUGUGGCAGAAAAGCCUUGCUCUCCAGCCCUGGUCCAGCUCAGAGACAUCAUCUGUUUCUGAAGUACUGCGGGAGAUAAAGCAGGAUCGACUCAAUACUUUAAAAGAAAAUGCCAAGGAUUGUCUCAGUUUAUUGAACCCCAGCAAGCUGUUGGAUUUUGAGCAGUUGGCUGUAUAUCCUGACACCAAAUGGCAGGUGGAACGCAAGCAAGAUAAGGUUCACCAGAAUGUCUUUGCCAUCCCAGCCAAGCUGUUGACGAUCAGUGCAGAAAAUGAAGCAUUACUUCACAAGUCCUACCUACCAAAGCCCUCUCAAGCUAUUCUUGAGAGUACUCAAGAUGAUGACCAAAGUACUGUAUCUUUUUUCAGUGCUGAAUCUGAAAGCCCAGAUGGUUCCUUAGAAAACCCUUGGGAUGUAUUUCCAGCAAUGACUCUGUCCACCUCCAAUGAUACACCUGGUAUAUCACACAGCCUUCCCUGUGCACAGCAGGUGCUCAUGGCUAAUACUGCUGAGGAAGAAGAGACUCCACGCUCCAACAGCUGCACCCCAGAUUUGCUGGAACCUCGUGUUCAUAUGGCCCACUGUAGCUCUGGCCAGGAUGAGCCAAAAGAGACUGUGUCUCCAUCAUUACUUCCUUUUCACAGCAGUACAUCUCCCAAGGAAUCUGCCAGUCAAAAAUCCAGCUCUGUUGCAUUGAACACUGCACGUAAUGUCAGCAAAACUGCAAAUAUUGAUGAAACAAUUCCCUGUGGCCAAUCACUGAGGAAUUCACAUUCUCACACUAAUAUGUGCCUUCACUCUUCUGUCCAUUCCCCAAUUCAGAGAAAUAUCUCUCUUGGGUCCUUGUCUGAAAAUACAGAGGAAGAUCAUAUGGCCCAUUUCCAGAGGGAUCAAACAGUGGUGAGAAGAUCUGGGGAGAAAUUCCUGGACAUAAGCAGGACAUGUGUGGCAGCUAAAAGGAAACAAAUGACUCUAGAUGAGGAGGAGCCUACUGAGACUUUCUCUGAUCCCACAUGUACCAGUCUGAAAACCCUAAGGCAGCAUACUACCACGGCCUUUCCAGAAUCCAGUAAGCUGGAACUGGUAGCUAUGAACGUGUCCAAAAAGAGCCGGAUCAAGGAGAUGCAAGUUCAACAGCAUCAGGUAUCAGCCCAGUUUAGAUGCACAGAGGGAGUCCUGGAAAAGGGAAGGGAGUCAGGAGCCACAAAAGUCAUCACUAGGUCAGAAGAACAGCUUGGAGUUCAACAGCUGGAGUGUGUGAGAGGAGCCCCUUUUCAUAUUACGUACAAGCCACCAACAUCUGAACUCUGCUCCCAAGUGCACUCUACAAGGAUCUCAAGAGCAUUGCUAGGAUGGGCAUGCUGGGUUUUCAACAGCACACAGAAAUAAUAGUCUUUGCUGAAGUUCCUUGUUCUUCUCAGCUGUCGCACCCUGGGCCAACAUCUUCAAGAAGUUAUCCACUACGACUCCAGUUUGGACACCAUAAGAGUGAAGUUGGUAUUUUAAUGCUUUCCACCAGUUUUCCUGGAACAAAUAGUAAGCUGACUGGGCUGUAAUUUCCUUUAUUCUACUUGGAUCCUUUCUUUAAAACUGGAGUUAACUUUCCAGUGUUUAGGUAUGGAGGCUGAUCUUGGGGACAAAUGAAAUAUUUUGAUAUAAAACAAGCAAAUUAAGAACUUGAGUGGAUGACAUGGACC
This is a messenger RNA of Lacerta agilis (Sand lizard), 2371 nucleotides long. RefSeq lists its product as uncharacterized. Gene Ontology annotation, biological process: telomere capping; telomere maintenance via telomerase. The record is from RefSeq and is a predicted model, not a curated record. Bases 174 to 2063 code for a protein of 629 amino acids. The transcript is spliced from 15 exons. Gene Ontology annotation, molecular function: telomeric repeat DNA binding. NCBI's taxonomy places the organism in Eukaryota, Metazoa, Chordata, Lepidosauria, Squamata, Lacertidae. Gene Ontology annotation, cellular component: telomerase holoenzyme complex; shelterin complex; chromosome, telomeric region.